AAUGACGAACAAUAAGCUUGACUUAACACACUACGUGCAGUCACUUCCGUACGAUGUUUUCAGUUAUCGGUCCUUGAUAAGUGUGCGAAGUGUGAACUUAAUUUGAAGUAGGUAAAAAACAUGUUCAAUUAUUCCAUCACAUAGAUGUUAAAAAUUAACUGAAUUUUAAGAGAUCUUACAGAAACUCUUAUAGUAGUAAUGGAAGACAAAUUGUGGCAAUUGUAUGUUAAAAGCAUCGCUAAGUGUCUAUUUAUGUUUCUGCUAGAAUUCUAAUGAACAAUCCAUCAAUGACGAUUUUACGGAACGAGAAGACAAAACCUCUAUAAAGUAAAGAAGGGCUACGGAUAGGACAAAAAAACAAAGAUGAAGUAAUAACAAACACAAAAAAAAUUGAUGGACGUAGGCCACAUACCUAGUAGAGUGGCCAUUCAACACAUGCGCAGAUAUUCAAUAGAACGCGUAAUGAAGAGAAGAGCAAUGCCAAAAUGAGCGAUGUUAUCAGUCUGGUUGAUGGUGUUGGGAUUAGUUGUUGCAUUGUAUAAAUAUCUCAUAGUCUCAAUGAAGCACUUUCCGUUCUCAAACUCAUUUUAUUGAAGUCUAUUCAUGCGUUGAAUAAGUAGAACUUGAAAACAAUCUUAGAGGCACAAGUUUUUCUAACGUUCUUGCAUUACUAUAUAGUUAAUUGAAAUUAUUUUAAAAAUAAUAUCUGUUGUGAUAUUUAAAAAGCAUUUUGUCAAAGAACAAACAAUAACCAGUCUAGAUUUUUGUAUAUACGAGUUAUGAUUAAAAGUACUCUUAAUAAGUUUUUAUAACAGCAAGCUGCAUCUAUUUGGGGUACUGAAACGUUCGCAAAACUAUGUGCUAAGAAAAAACAAAAAAGGACCAGCAGCUUACUUGUUCAUCAUGAGAAUACAGCUUGCGAUGAUUUGAGAGUUUUUACGGCUCAAAGUUUUCCCCAUUAACCACAUUCACCUUAAUCACCAGGUGUAGCACCUCUUUCCGAAAGUAAAAAAUAUGCAUUCUUGACGUAGAGAAAGUCGCGUCAAAGCAAAUUAAAAUCAUUCCGAUAAAAGUUUUUCAGAAAUACUCACAGUCAUGGAUUCCAUGUUGGGAUAAGGACACUGCUAACCAAGGCAGGAGAUUAUUUCAAAUUUUGAUACGUUUCCACUUAGUUUUUGAUCUGAUAAUACAUUUUUUGUCACAGAUCAUAUGGCAUAUAUUAUUAGAAUCGGAAUAUUUAUAGUAUAUGUUUGUAUUCAUAUAACCUCAUCUCAUCAUGUGGUUAUGGAAUUUUCCUGCCACAACGUUGGGUACCUUCAAACCGAACCAGUUAAAACUGAUAAUAUUCAUUUUGCAUAUAUUUUUUAGGAGUAUUUCGUCGACUGAUAAUUUUAUAGAUCUAGUGAAGUAUACAUACAAUGACUGAUACAGGUAUAUACUGACCAAUUUUUUAUUUUAAUAGCGAUGCCAAUAAACACAUUAAACUUACGCCGAGUCACUCUCAACUUGAAGUUGAUAAAGUAUACUUAAAAUUGAAAAAUAAGUUAUAUUAUAACCAUGUUAGGUAGGUAGUAAUAUGUAAAUAGAAAUUGUCCUUUGUGGACACCUUGUGUGCGCGAGGUAAGUUUAAAGAAAAGGUAUCUUUAUACCUGCUCGUGUGUAUAAGAUUUUCUAACUAUUAUUAGAAACGUGCACCUUCAAAACAAGUUUUGAUAAAAAUCAAUAUUUUAUAACGGAAUUAUCACAUGUCCUAUAAAACGCUUCUGGGUCAUAUAAUCAUAGCCAUGUUUUGAUCAUUAAAAAACACGUCAAUUCAUUAUUUAUAAUUUGUACGUUCAGUAUCAGUAGUAAAAGAUUGCGUUGAUAAUUUUCAUGAAGAUUUAAUAGGUAGUCAAUAUUAAUUUUUGUUUAAUUCAAAUAGUCAAUUAACACCGAUUUUAACCCAACAAUUGCGAAAAUAAAAUCUAUUACUACUGCAUAUCAACAAAGUGCUUAUAUAAUUUUAAAACAAAAAUCCUCAGUGAUACUGUCGUGCGCCUCUAUGUUUCACCGUCUUGACUUUAUUCCACUCUGUCUUGCUUGGUCAGGACCCGAUCGUAUACGAACACAACACGAUAUACUUCGUUUCUGUUGGAGUGGUUUUUGUCCCUUUGUAAGAUUGUCUGUUGAUGUAGUGUUUAGUUCGUAGUAUUAGCGGUGUACUAAUGUUGAAAGUUGUGAAGCGGUAUCGGGAAAUAUGCGUACAGUAUUUAGUGAUCCUAUGAAAACUAAGAAAGUAAAUUAGUUCAAAUUCUCAAUUUAUAUACAAAUAGGAGAAAUGCCGGGUGAAACGGUGAACAAAAAUUUCAAAAUGUGUAUAUACAAAUUGGAUACUUAAAUAAAAUAAGUUGUUGACAGACACUAGUGAAGGUUGGAAUAAACUUUUUCCAGUUCGUGAGUGUGACUGAAAAAUGUGAAAUAAACAAAUUAUGCAUUCCCCAAACAGGACCAGAAUGGUGGAAAAAUGACGCUACAAAAGUGAACACAAUCAGUCAAUACCAAAAUGUCGUCUAGUGCCUUCACGUGCCUUUCAAAAAUCCAUCUAAAAAUUUUAUCUUUAAUACUAAUAUAUUUUAUCAAAAUUGGUCAUGGAUGGUUGCCAAACACAAGCACAAAAUUGGUCAAUAAUGCCAACAAACUAUCUAGUAUAUCAUUUAGGGGUAAUACAUCGCAAGUCGAUCACUUUACUGUCUUGUAUCAAGACGAAAGUACUAUUUUAUUAGGAGGAAGGAACCAAGUUUACAAUUUGUCACUGUACGAUUUUACACAACGUACAGACAAUACAAUAUACUGGCCGUCCUCAGAGGCCUACAAUCAACUCUGUAUUUUAAAGGGGAAGACAGAAGAUGAUUGCCAAAAUUAUAUCAGGAUAUUGGUCCCCACAGCUCCUGGAAAAUAUCUUGUGUGCGGAACUAACUCCUACAAACCGAUGUGCAGGAUUAUACAAGAAAAGAACGGUCAAAUGAUUGUUGAAAAGGAAAUGGGUGGUGUAGGCUGGUGUCCUUAUAAUCCAGAUCAUAACAGCACAUCUAUUUACAGCAAUGGUUACUUAUUUUCAGCUACAGUAGCCGAUUUCUCAGGAUUAGAUCCUCUGAUUUACAAAGAACCUCUUAGUACUGAACUUUCUGAUCUUUCACAACUGAAUGCUCCAAAUUUUGUCAGUUCUCUAAUAUAUGGGGAUUAUAUAUAUUUCUUUUUCCGAGAAACAGCUAUAGAGUAUAUGAAUUGUGGUAAAGCAAUAUAUUCAAGAGUAGCGAGGGUGUGUAAACAUGAUAAAGGAGGACUUCACGUGCCUCGUUGGACCACUUUCCUCAAAGCAAGACUGAAUUGUUCUGUACCUGGGGAGUAUCCCUUUUAUUUUGAUGAAAUACAAUCUACAAGCGAUAUUGUAGAAGGAAAUUAUGGUAGCGAAUCUAAUACAAAAAUAAUCUAUAGUACUAUGACAACUCCAGACAAUGCAAUAGCUGGUUCAGCUGUAUGCAUUUUCGGCAUGGAAGAUGUUCAAAAUGUUUUUAAAGGUCCAUUUAAACACCAAGAAGGAUUUAAUAGAAAUUGGCUUCCGCUACCUGAAUCUAGUGUUCCAACACCAAGGCCUGGAGAAUGCGUACAAGAUAGUAGAGUGUUAGCUGAUAAAUAUGUUACUUUUGUUAAAACACAUCCGCUCAUGGAAAAAGCUGUUCCUCCUCUUUUUGGACAACCCUUGCUAAUUAGGGUCAGCUUAAAUUAUAGAUUUACUGCUAUCACUGUAGAUUCUCAAGUUAGGACGGUCAAUCACGAAAUAGAUGAAAAAUAUGAUGUUAUUUAUGUUGGAACAGAUGAAGGCAAAGUGUUGAAAGUAGUAAACAUACCAAGUGCUCACUCUCCGCCCGAAGCUGUUGUUAUAUCAGAAAACGAAGUAUUUUCGAAAAUUCCUGUGAAACAACUGAAAAUUGCUCCCGGAUAUGGUAAAGUCAUUGCUAUUAGCAAUAACGAGGUGAAAUUGGUUACAUUGAACCAUUGUGAACACAUUUCACGCUGCAGUGAAUGCCUGGAGUUACGUGAUCCUCAUUGUGCUUGGGAUUCCCUUAAAGGAGCGUGUGUUAGCGUUGAUGCUGUAACAUCAUUUAGAUAUUUAAUUCAAGAUAUUAAAAAUGGAAGUGCCAUCAAGUGCAGAGCUACGUCAUUAGAUAAUGUGAAUCCUACCAAAGAAUAUGACACGAAUUCAAUUAAUACCAACUCAUUAAAUGAAAGCAAAGAACCAAAUGAUCCUUUAUUGAUUGAAGGGGAAUCUACAGAUUGCAAUGAAGUUGAUGGAGAUAAAGCUACAGGAUGUGCUUCUCAAAGUAAACUCACAUUUUACACUUCUGAAUAUUUACACAUCAUUGUGGCAGUUGCAUGUGUAGCAGGUUUAUGCGUUGGUUUUUUGUGUGGGUAUCUAGUCUCUCGGCGAUUUCAUGUGCAUUCGCAAUACCCUAAUCCACCGUUUAUUGAACAGCACAACCAUUUAGAUAGGCUCACUGUGAACCAGACUAGUUUUUUAGCUCCGAGGACGAAGACCGUUAACUUAGACGUGUUGAAUGUAUCAACGGAUUCACUACCGCCAAAAAAAGACAAUUUAGGUUCUCUAAAAAACCUGAAUAUCACAAAUGAAGGAACUCUUCAGAAGAUAAAGAAAACAUACAUUUAAGAUUAAAAAUCCCACUUUCGUCCACAGUACUAGAAUCAGCUGUUUUUCCUCAAAAUAAUUUUGAUUCAUAUGCUUAGCAUAAUAAGAAUUUUUCGUUAAGAAAUUUAGAAAGUGGGAUCUUAUGCUUGAUAGUUUUUGUUGUACCUGCUAUUUUUCAUAGACUGCGUAAUUCAUCAUUAUCUGUCACAUACAGAUUCAAUACUUUUUCUAUCAUAAGGAAUAUUUCCCAAAAUUAAAACAAACUGAAAUCUGACAUUUUUGUUAUCCUCUUAUUGACUGGAAUAACUUAUUACUCUAAGACAGAAACUAUAACUUCUCAUUUAGUCAAGGAAACUUGAUGGUUGUUGGUGAAAUCUCAAAUAAUAAAAAUAUUCUUUCAUUUAUCAUUAGAUAUAACUUGUAAAUUUAUAGACAAAAAUUUUUCCCCCUAUAUUUUGGGAAUUUUCAACUCUAUUCCCAUUGCACAAUAAGAGUUAACGAGUAAAUACAGUAUAAUUCAUAGGUUUAAGUAAUUUAAUAUUUUCAGUUGCAACAUAAAUAUAUUGUGUGAAUGUUGAAAUUUUGGGUUACAAUCCUUGAUGAAAAAGUAUUUAAAUAUUUUGCUCCACAUUGUUUUGAUUAAUCAAAACAUUCGUACUCAAUGUAUAUAUAAUUUUAAUAAGAUAGGUAACACAAGCUCCAAAUUUUAAUCUAUAAUGAUAAUUUAUAAACCCCCUUAAUCAAUACUGAUGACUGUAGCUAAUAGAUAAACAAAAUUCUAGACUCAAAUAUACCUUUAAUCUUUAAAAGAAUAAUUAAAAAUAAGCUUCCAAAAACGGCUACUUUAAAGAACCUUUUUUGUAUACUGAUCAUUAAAAUAAAACUUUGUACACUAGUAUCUUCAUACAUAGAGUAAGUCUUGAUUAUAUUAUAGUGUGCUUCUUCACUAUAAAAUUUCAGUAGAUUGCUGGACAAUCACAGUUCUCGUCUUUUUGUAGAUCCUUUGAGGUGCAAUAAUCAAUUAGUUUCCUCAGGUUUCCAUAGAAAAAAAAUUGUAGUACCAUCACGUUCAGAAUUCCCGAAGUCAAUUUCACUUUGUCGCUUUAUUAGUCAUAUACAGACUAGAAUAUUUCACGAAGUGGAACGCCUAUACUUCCACAUUUUGAAACAUCAGAGUUAAAAUAUGGGCAGUGCAGUAAAAUAGGAAAUCAUUUAAUUUUUUCUUCAAACUGUUGUUGUGUUUUAACAAAAGAUACUAGUUAAUAUUAAACCUUUGAAUUUCUUUUCCUAAUCCGACAAACAAUACGCAUCAACCAUUAGUAGCUACACAUAAUGAAACCUGUUAUAUAUAUUAUAAAAUAAUUUAGCAGAAAGUAUCCAGUCUGUAUUAUUAUAUAUAAUAGAAAUCUAUUUAGUACAGCAUAAAUAAAGCAAUAAUGUAAAAUAAAUAUUGCUGAAUUAUUGUUACGAUGUUGAGUUAAAUAUUACAUUUCUUUAGUCCGUUUCUUGGAAGUUUUUUUGUAUAUAGCCUGUAAUGGUUUGGUAAAUUAGAUAUAUAUGUGAUAAAAUACAAAAUUCUUAUAUAAUAAAAUGAAAAUUUAUUAUUAAAAUAUAUUUAAUCCUGUCAUAUAGAUAUAUCUAAAAUAUGAAUUUAUUUAAAUCGGAAAAAAGUGACAAGUGGAAUGAAAGAUUUUCAUAAAUGUAAUCUGCAAUUAAUGAAAAUAUGGUGCCUAAUCUGUGCUCAAAACUCCAAUUAAUGGUGUAAAGGAAUAUUAUACACUACUGUUGAUAAAUCUGGGUAUUAGACACUCUAUUGUUGAUAAAUCUGGGUAUUGGUUCAAGUAAGCUAAUAUAAGAACUGGAAGAGUUGAACUUAUUCAAGUAAUCUCUGUAAUUUUAUUUCUAUUCCCAGCAAACACCGUGUCUCAAUAUUAAAUGAAUAUUUUUAAUAUAAUUUCUGCUCUUCAGUUGUUUUAUUUUUGGGUUGCGAAUUUGUAUCCUUGUGUGUAAUAUUUAGCAAAUGAGAAAUUGUAAUUAUAAGAAAUCUAUAUGAUAAAAGGGUUGUGUUAGGAUAUUUAAACAGAAUCUUUUUCAUUUUAUUAUGUACGGAUAUAUCAUAGAUAUUUAUCAGGAGGUCACACUUAGACAUAAGUAAAAAGAAUCUCAAAAUAGUAUUAAGUAAUUCUGUCAUUGCAAGGAUUUAUCAAUUUAAACCAAAGAUAUUUCAAAAUAAAAAAUAUAACUUAAAACAUUAAGAAAUGGCUAAAAACUUUUUUAUUAAUCUUCAAUAGUUAAAAAUAUCUUUGCUUACAUUUAAAGGGAAAGUUUCCUAUUUUGAAAUACCCUGUUUGAUAUAAUAUAUUUUUGAAUACAAUGGUUUAUCAGUAUUUGUGAGAAUAUGUUCAAUCGAUUCGUUUUACAUAUUGUGUAAAUAUUUUCCAAUUCUUCAAUGAUAGGAUACACAAGGGUGUACAUUUCUAUUAAUUCUGUCUAUAAGGUUAAGUUUAUUAGAUAUUAAUAGAUUUUAUAUAAACAAAUUUUAUUCUUCGCACAUAAAAAUGUAAGUGUUAAGAUCCAUAGUUUAUAUUAUUUAAUGAAUAAAAAUUUCUCAAGACCACUUCUAUGAUCAAAUAUUUUUGUAUAUCGCUGUUCUGAAAUUCGAAUAAUUAUAUAUAGUUGCUUCUAGCACGUUUUAUAUUUAUAGUAAUUUGCAAAUAUUUUUGUUGUUAAUAGAGUUAGAUAAGCUCUGCAUAAAUAUUACAUGUACAUAUUUUUCAGUUUGUAAUUUUCAAAUAACUUCUGUUUGGCUGUGACUUUCUCAAAAAUUGUUUUUCUUAGUGGAAGAGGUUCUUUUCUUAUUGGACCGACUCUUUUCAUGUACAAAUCAACAUCCAGACAACCGCCAUACGCCGCGGUUUUACUUGUUUAUUUUAUGGCGGUAAUUGCUGACUAUCAUUUACAGUAAUUUUAAAAUAGUGUGUAACUAUGUACCAUGUAAUAGAUAUCGGUCACAUCUGAAAAGAUCGUGAAUGAUUGGUUAAUUUCGUCUAUGUUUAAACAUUCAAAAUACUCUUUAGUAGCAUUGUAAUAUUUGUAACAAGUAAUUCUGUCAUAUUAAGUAGAUUUAUACAUUACAUUCCAUUGUAUUGAUUUUGUCAAUAAAUAUACAUAAAAAUACAAUAUGUUUUUCUUUCUUAAAUUUUCAAUAAUUCAGCCAGAUCAUUUUUAGAUUUUUCAAUAAGUACAAUAAGAAUAGGUUCUCAAAUUAAACCAUCAUCAUAGAUAGAAAAAGUACUAUUAUUGGUAAUUAUUUAGAUUAGGUUGCAUACGCCCGUUUCCUUGAAAUUUUAGUAUGUUAUACAGUUUCUUAUGGUGAAAAAGAAGAUAUAUAUGUUGGACGCGGAAAUUAUUCUACAUUACGUUAAGUUAGGUUAGGCUCAUACUUCAUAUUGAACGACUUUGGCGAGGUAUUCGUGAUAACAUACCUCGUUAUGGAAGAACUAGAUCUCAUUAUCGUCAGUAUUUUGGGGAAUUUAUUUAAAAGACAUUACUCAUAUUCAAAUAGAAUUGAAGCAUUUAUUGAAGAAAUGUCACAAAUGUGUCCCAAUAGAAAUUGAUGAUUAUUUGUACGUGUAAAUAAAUUGUUACAAAAUGAUUUGUGUCAUUACAUUAAUGGUAACUAAUUAUAUUUAAUGUUGGAGAGGAACAUCAAAAUUUGCAAAAUAUCAACUAUUCAAGAUAGUGUACAUUUUCCAAUGUUCAAACCA
Molecule: messenger RNA, 8451 nt
Organism: Diorhabda sublineata
Lineage: Eukaryota; Metazoa; Arthropoda; Insecta; Coleoptera; Chrysomelidae
Gene: Sema-1a
Product: semaphorin-1A-like
Exons: 12
Coding region: 2543-4705 (720 amino acids)
Biological process (GO): negative regulation of axon extension involved in axon guidance; negative chemotaxis; semaphorin-plexin signaling pathway
Molecular function (GO): chemorepellent activity; semaphorin receptor binding
Source: RefSeq, a predicted model, not a curated record